Molecule: messenger RNA, 2208 nt
Organism: Ipomoea nil (Japanese morning glory)
Lineage: Eukaryota; Viridiplantae; Streptophyta; Magnoliopsida; Solanales; Convolvulaceae
Exons: 3
Coding region: 1-2208 (735 amino acids)
Source: RefSeq, a predicted model, not a curated record
AUGGCGGAUGCAGUGAGAAAUAUUAUCAUCAAGCUGGGAAGAAAAGUUCAUUCACCAGAAACAGCCACGAAGCAUGUCAAAACUCUUCUCCAACUCGCUAUGAAAAAGAAGUUGAAGCUUGACCCUGAUCUCCGUGACGAAAUCGUGGUCAUAGUGUUCUCAGAUUACCCAGAGUUCUAUGCGGAUUGGUCCGACGAAGACACAAGUGACCUCUUGAUGUUAGCCUCCGACGCGAGUGAUGAUGUUAGCCCUGCGUCCAUUCCUGAGCCUGAAGAUGGUAACCGUGCUGGGGCUUUCCUCCAAUAUUUCGCCCAAAGGGCUCUGGAAUCCGAAGAAGUCUCGCGUCGACGGGUAGCAGCUCAACCUCUCUAUCUUCAAACUGCACAGAAAGAAGCCACACACCGUAUCGAGAUUCUUUGUAACAGGUCUAAUACUUCUGAAGCCCCUAUUGAGAUAUCUCAUGAUAAGCCUGAUGAUUUAAUUUCUGAUGCUAUUGAAUCUGCUCUGCCUGUUGUUCAAUCCGAUAAUGAGAAUGUUUUUCUGUCUGAGAAAUCCUCUGUGUCUGAUGAUCCUUUUCGUGUAUCUUCUAAAAAUUUGGAGUCUGCAAUAGUUGUCCCUAACAGUGAUUCUGAUGAUAAGGUAGACAAUUUGAGUCUAGUUGUGUACUCUGCUGAUGUUGCACGAUCUGCUAUUCCUGUUUUACCCACAUCUGAUGUUGCUAAGUCACCGGUUGAAGUUUGCCCAGUAGAUGUUUCUCCUAAGCUUGACAGUGAUGAUGAGAAGAUACUGGCUGAAGUUUAUGGUCCUCAAGCUCAGUUGUCUGGACCUCUUACAGUGGAAGCAACAGCACAUCCAGACUCGACUACCUUCAAAAUUCGAGAAGUCUCCAAACUUCUUGGCUCUUCGUCUGCUCCUGUGUCAGAAACAAGCCACUCGGUUUCACCAAGCCCAACCAAUCAUUCUCCAUCCAGAGAGACAAGAAAAUCAAAGCGCAAAGGGAUUCCUGAGAGAGUAGCAGUUGAAACCGGUAAUGAUAAUCUUGAUAUGGUUUUCAAAACUCUGCGAUCAUCUGUCAAGAACAAGGCACCUGCUACGGUCUCCACCACCUCUACCAGAAAGAUGAAACCAACUAUAAGGUCGAGAGGAAGGAGUGUUACUCCUGAUGUCCAAGCUGCUUCGGACAACCCUGACACAUCGAUUUACAAACCUCAGUUUGUUUCUGCUAGAGCUCAAGGAAAAUGGUCUACGAUGGUUCGACGGGAACUUAUAGUUCAGCGAUCGGUUGAUGAAAAUCAGUUGAAUUCUGUCUGUGACAUUCUGCCGUUGCUCAGUGAAGUUGGCCUCAUGAAGACUAUCACUUUUAUUUGCCCUUACUCCAAGAUACUGACCUACGAGUUCUUCUGUAAUCUGAAUGAAGAAAUUGACAAUCUUUCGAGGACCCGGUGCAUGCAGAUUUUCAUCAGAGGAAAAUGGUAUGUUUUUGGUCCAGAUGUGAUUAAUGAGUAUUAUGGUCUGAAGGCUGUUGAUGAGGAAGAGAUUACGGAUUGGGAUUUAGUUGCAAGGACUCUUACUAGUGGUCAGACUCCUGUAUGGCCUACAGGUGAUGUUGAUACUCUGUCUAGCUCGAAGCUCACCUCCAAAUAUGUUAUUCUGCACCGUAUUGCCUUACACAAUUGGCUACCUUCUGCACAUUUCCAUACGGUUAGCAAGCAACUGGCUGCUCUUCUAUUUCGAAUUGGCACCAAAAUGACCAUUGAUCUGGGAAAGUGGAUCUUCUAUCAUUUCCUCACGUUGAUUCAUCCGAGGGAACAGAACGCGCGACUGCCUUAUCCUAAUCUCAUUUUUGGAGUUCUGACAACGCAGGGUCUGGUCCCAAUGCCAAGCGAGAUUAUCUGUCCAACUCUGCUCUACACUGUUGAUCCACGUCUAUUGACUUGCAAGCACAUCCGAUAUGUUACACCUGUGGCUGCGCCUCCAUCCUCUGAUGCUGACACUCAUGUUGAUGACUCGCCACAUGCGAGGGACAUUCAGCUAUCCCUUCGAUUGAAGGCUCAGGUGUCUGAGCUGGAAACUGUUAAUGGAAUCAUUGCGAAGCAGCUCACAGCAGCACGUACUGAACUUGCAAUUGUUCUACUUCGUCUGAGCCUGACUGAGUCUGCUGCUGCUGAGAAUGUGAAGUCCGACAGUGAUGAACUCUCGAAUGCCUGA